CUCUCUCCUCCCAACGCGACCUCGCAACCGCGCAGCCUCACAACUCGCGCCGUGCCCGCCGCUCGCCUGCGCAUCAGCCCAUCUCUAGCAUCCACGCUCACUCGAUCGCCGCUAGCAUCCAACAAUGAGUAGCCCCGAGUCCCCCUCUCCCUCAGUCGACCCGUCCCAGCCCCCCUCCCAGGGGCCAAGCUCACAGCCAUCCUCAAGCUCCCCCGACCCAUCCACUCCUCCAACCUCCUCGCCGCCCCCAUCCAGCGAGCCCCCUCCUCCCUCCUCGACCACCCAGCCUCCCAGCUCUGAACAGCCCUCGCAACCCCCCACCUCCGAACCCCCUCCCUCGAGUAGCGACCCCGGUCCCUCUCCAUCUGCCAACCCAUCCUCGCCGGGCGUCACUUCGUCCCCGACUCCCUCUGCCAACCCAUCCUCAGUCGUCGUCCCUCCUUCUUCAUCGGCCAGACCCUCCGCCCAGCCCUCGCUCGUGAUCCCCGGCACGACCCAGAUCACCUCUGGCGUCCUUAUCACAACCACCGAUGCCAACGGCAACACGUACACCACCGCUCCAUCCGUUCUGACCAGCGAGAUGGUCAAGACGGACGCCUCGGGCCGCGUCUUUACCGUCACUGCAGUCGUGCACAACACGGCCAGCAUCAACGGGAGCUCUUCGCGUGGCGGCGGCAGCGACUUUUUCGAGAACACGGGUGCCGUUGCCGGUGUGUUUGUCGUGGUUGGUCUCGUCGUCGCAGCCGGUAUUGGAGCCUUUACCUUCUUUAUGCUUCGCCGUCGCCGCCGCCAGCGUCUCGACCGCGACGUGGCUGCAGCAGCAGCGGCGGCGGCCGCUGCCCAACAGCCGCGUUUCGAGGACGAUGACGAUCACUCGCCCGCUAUGACCCAGUACGGUCAGUACUACGCGUCCAACACGAGCCACGACUUUGAGUCGGCGCCCCAGUCGACGAGAGGCUACGAGUACGAGGCGGCCGGCGGCUACGACCCGUACGCCGCCAACCUCGUCGAUGUGCCCAACCUCCCCGGGGACAACAAUUACCAUGACGCUGCCGCGACAGGGUAUCCCCCCACUGGCGCCUACUACCAAGACCACCACAACGGGCACAACGGAAACGCGACCCAAGACUUCUCGCGCAGCGCCGACUACCACCACUCGUACGGCGACCCGCAGUACGACGUGGCGCACGUCUACGCCGGCCACGACGAGACGCUGCCUACCGUCCCCGAGCACCAGGAGGGCCAGUACCGCUCGACGUACUACAACUACACGGACGACGCGGGGUACAACUACAACGACUUUGACAUGCCGCCGUCGCACGGCGCGCCGCUCGAGCGCCCGCAGAGCGUUGGGAGUGUCAACUCUGCUCCGGUGCAGCACCGCGACUUGACAGUCACGAAUGUCUAGGCCGUUUAUUUGUACAUAUAGUCUCCCUCCGCUCUCCGCACCCCGUCGCUCCGGCAGCGCCUCGCGCAAGAUACCCACCAACCUAUCCACAUCCACAUACACUUCCAUCUCCUUCCCGAACGUCUCCGGUUGGCUGUACGGACUUUUGUUUUCUCCUUGUAGGGUUUAGGCACAGAGACGCGGCUGUGCUCGUAG
Cutaneotrichosporon oleaginosum is the source of this 1603-nucleotide messenger RNA. RefSeq lists its product as uncharacterized. Lineage: Eukaryota; Fungi; Basidiomycota; Tremellomycetes; Trichosporonales; Trichosporonaceae. The record is from RefSeq and is a predicted model, not a curated record.